UAGGGUCAUCACACAGGAAUAACGUGCAGAGCUAACCACUCCCAGAGCGGGAGGUCUACUCUGUCCCCUCAGCUCUGGGCAGCGCAAACGCACAGCACAGAUGUUUGUUGAGUGACCGAACGCUCACCGCUGGCAACCAGAGAAAUGCACGUUAAGACAAUGGCAUACCACACUACACGUAUCAGACUGGCAAAAAAGAAAAAGCAAAUAAAAUAUCCUGUAUCGGGCACUGUCGCGUGCAGUGGGGAGAGUGUGAAUUGUGACGGCACAAAACUGAAAACAGCAGACACGUGUGUCACUGGGGCUCGCUCAAUACGCAGGCGCUGAGUGCCGUGAGUCGGUUUCUCACCCGGAGCGAGCGGCCUGGAGGGCGGAUCCGCGCCACCCGGGGCCCAGCACGCGUCUAGUGUGAACAGCCACAGUCCACCGACUCUGAUGGCAUCUGUUUUUGCAAGUGGGAUGACGCAGCAAGACGACCUUCAAAAGAUGCCGGCACCUUGAGGUCUUGGAAAAUGGACUUCUCAGCCUCCAGAACUGUGAGGAAUAGAUUUCUUUUCUUCAUAAAUUACCCAGUCUCUGGUAUUCUGUGAUAGCAACACUAAGCAGACUAAGACACUUGGGAUAUUGGACUAUGAUGUGCCUGGAUGUGUUUUCCUUUGUAUUCAUCCUACUUGGGGCUGUACAACUCCAAACUUCUUGGGAUGCGGCUGCAGAGACCGGCGGCGAUCAGUUUACUAACGCAACAAGCGGACCCUUCCGUGUGCCAGAGACUUGGAGGAGCUGCCAGCCCAGGGGGCCGCGGACCAGAAGACCCAAAGCCCCUGCCCAGAGCAGCGUGUCGCUGUUCCCCGUGACCAUGAAACCCCAGGGCUCCACGUUGCUGGUGGCCUGCCUUGGCGUCCUGAGCUGCGUGCAGGCUGAGUUCUUCACCUCCAUCGGGCACAUGACGGACCUGAUUUAUGCAGAGAAGGACCUGGUGCAGUCUCUGAAGGAGUACAUCCUCGCAGAGGAGGCCAAGCUCGCCAAGAUUAAGAGCUGGGCCAACAAAAUGGAAGCCCUGACUAGCAAGUCGGCUGCCGACCCCGAGGGCUACCUGGCCCACCCCGUGAACGCCUACAAACUGGUGAAGCGGCUGAACACAGACUGGCCUGCGCUGGAGGACCUUGUCCUACAGGACUCGGCUGCAGGUUUCAUCGCCAACUUCUCCGUGCAGCGGCAGUUCUUUCCCACUGACGAGGACGAGAUGGGAGCCGCCAAGGCCCUGAUGAGACUUCAGGACACGUACAGGCUGGACCCGGGCACGAUCUCCAGAGGGGAGCUUCCAGGGACCAAGUACCAGGCGGUGCUGAGCGUGGACGACUGCUUUGGGAUGGGCCGCUCGGCCUACAACGAGGGGGACUACUACCACACGGUGCUGUGGAUGGAGCAGGUGCUGAAGCAGCUGGACGCUGGGGAAGAGGCCACCACGGCCAAGGCGCAGGUGCUGGACUACCUCAGCUACGCCGUCUUCCAGCUGGGCGACCUGCACCGCGCCCUGGAGCUCACCCGCCGCCUGCUCUCCCUGGACCCGAGCCACGAACGGGCUGGCGGGAAUCUGCGGUACUUUGAGCGGCUGUUGGAGGAAGAAAGAGAAAAGACGUCAUCGAAUCAGACGGAAGCUGAGCUCGUGGCCCUGGACGGCGUCUACGAGCGGCCGGUGGACUACCUGCCCGAGCGGGAGGUGUACGAGAGCCUGUGCCGCGGGGAGGGCGUCAAGCUGACGCCCCGCAGGCAGAAGCGGCUCUUCUGCAGGUAUCACCACGGCAACGGGGCCCCGCAGCUGCUCAUUGCGCCCUUCAAGGAGGAGGACGAGUGGGACAGCCCCCACAUCGUCAGGUACUACGACGUCAUGUCCGACGAGGAGAUCGAGAGGAUCAAGGAGAUCGCAAAGCCCAAGCUCGCACGAGCCACCGUUCGUGACCCCAAGACAGGUGUCCUCACCGUUGCCAGCUACAGGGUUUCCAAAAGCUCCUGGCUGGAGGAGGACGACGACCCCGUUGUGGCCCGUGUGAACCGGCGGAUGCAGCACAUCACGGGGCUCACGGUGCAGACUGCAGAGUUGCUGCAGGUUGCCAAUUACGGAAUGGGAGGACAGUACGAGCCACACUUUGACUUCUCCAGGAACCAUGAGCGAGAUGCUUUCAAGCGUUUAGGGACGGGGAACCGUGUGGCCACGUUCUUGAACUACAUGAGCGAUGUCGAAGCCGGUGGAGCCACCGUCUUCCCUGAUCUGGGGGCUGCGAUUUGGCCCAAGAAGGGGACAGCCGUGUUCUGGUACAACCUCCUGCGCAGCGGGGAAGGCGACUACCGGACAAGGCAUGCCGCCUGCCCGGUGCUCGUGGGCUGCAAGUGGGUCUCCAAUAAGUGGUUCCAUGAACGAGGACAGGAGUUCUUGAGGCCGUGUGGAUCCACGGAAGUUGACUGACGUCACUUUCUGUCCUUCCCCUUCCUUGCCUCACAGCCCAUGUCGUCUUCAAGUUCAGCGUGACAGACACCUUUGUAUGUUCCAGUUCUCAGGCGUGUCUCUGGAGGAGUCAGUGUUUGGAGCAGAGGGGACCGUGUUGGGACAGGUCAUGUAUGACCAGGGUCCCAGCCUCUCUGCUCAGCCUGUGCCAUCCCUGGCCUGGAGGCCAGAGUCCGAGCGGCCACAGCAGAGUGAGGCUGUUCAGCACCUGGCCAGGUGCCUUUGUACCUCAGUUGUAUAGGCGUGAGAUGUUCCAGUGAACCAAAGUGCUGAUGCCUUGUUUACAUGUUUGUUUUUAUGGCAUUUCUAUUGAUUGUGGCUUUAACCAAAAAAUAAAAUGUCCCUGCCAGAAGCCUUAAA
Microcebus murinus (gray mouse lemur) is the source of this 2863-nucleotide messenger RNA. The record is from RefSeq and is a predicted model, not a curated record. NCBI's taxonomy places the organism in Eukaryota, Metazoa, Chordata, Mammalia, Primates, Cheirogaleidae.